AUGUCAGACGACACAGCUGCAGGAGACACUGUAGUAGCGGACGGAAGCAAGCCGACCAAGAUCAGCGGUGCAACCUUCAACAGCAUCGUCUCCAACAUAGUCGAAGACGUAAUCUACAACAUAAUCCACGACACAGUCCUCUCCGUGCACCGAUCCGAGAAGCUGCUACGCAUGCGCUCCGCCGCCGUAACCGCCGAGCUCCAAUCGACCACCCUCCUCGACUCGCUCCCGACCUCCUCAAAGCUCUCCCUCACCGCCCCGCCCCCCACGCCCCCCAAACUCGAGACCCAGGCCGGCGUCUACGAAAACGGCCGCUUCGCCCUAAAGGGCAACCCGCUGCUCACCGUCCCCGUCGACGAGAUCCUGUGCCCGCACUGCCGGCUGCCGCGCCUUAGCUACCCGAUCACGGGCGCGGGGGCUCGGCUUCCGGACCUCGGCCAGGGCCAGCAGUAUUGUACGCGGUAUCCGUUCGUGACGCGCCCGGGGCACGACUGCUACGGGAACCCAUUCCCGUCGACCGCGAACCUGACGAAGAAGGAGAGGGAGGCGCUCAAGCGGAGCGAGAAGGAGGAGGGGAGGGGGGCGGGGGGCACGCCUAGUAGCCAGGGGGACGAGGGCGGUGGCGCUACGAAUAAUACGGGAAAUGCGGAAGAAAGGAUUCUGAAGAAACUGGAUACGGGUGGCAAGCCCGCGAGUUAUAUUCCCUGGCACACGUGUCCGAACUGUAAGCGCAGCUUGCUGAUCACGCGGUUUGCGCAGCACUUGGAGAAGUGUCUGGGCAUUUCUGGCAGGGCGAGCAGUAGGAACGCGAUGGUGAAGAUGGGCGUGAAUGGGGUGGGGAGUGUGGGUGGGAGUAGGGUUGGCACGCCUGCGCCUGCGGGGAAGAAAGGUGAGGAGGACGAGGAGGAGGAUGCGCCGAAGAAGGUCAGAAAACGGAGUAGUUAUGUCAAGAAGGCGGAUCGGGAGAAGCUGGGGCCGAAGGGGAGGAGGGAGGGCAGUUUGCUCGGGAAUGAGAUUAAGCGCUCGGGCACGCCGAAGAGGGAGAGGGAGAAGGAGGAGGGGGCUGAGAAGCCGAGGAAGAGGAUGAAGCUUGUGAGGACUGAGAGCGCGAUCAGCUCUGUUGAUGGUGGUGGGGAUGAGGGUGAGGAGAUCAGGAUUGGGGGCCCGGAGGAGAGUGAGGAGGAUGGAUGA
Molecule: messenger RNA, 1191 nt
Organism: Coniosporium apollinis CBS 100218
Lineage: Eukaryota; Fungi; Ascomycota; Dothideomycetes
Exons: 2
Coding region: 1-1191 (396 amino acids)
Biological process (GO): regulation of transcription by RNA polymerase II; positive regulation of DNA-templated transcription
Cellular component (GO): DUBm complex; SAGA complex
Molecular function (GO): transcription coactivator activity
Source: RefSeq, a predicted model, not a curated record